Messenger RNA from Drosophila takahashii, 818 nucleotides. RefSeq names its product accessory gland protein Acp29AB-like. NCBI's taxonomy places the organism in Eukaryota, Metazoa, Arthropoda, Insecta, Diptera, Drosophilidae. The record is from RefSeq and is a predicted model, not a curated record. Gene Ontology annotation, molecular function: signaling receptor activity.
UCGGCUGUUCGUUGUCAAUAUGUUCAAGUCUUUGAGUUUUAUUCUCUUGACAUUCCUUUCGUUUAAUCUCUGCGGGUCCUACGCGAAAGGUCAGGGAGAAGGCCGAUCCGUAUGCCUACUUCACGACCCGCCAAAUCAGUGUGGAGAAUUCUGCCUUGAGGCAUUGAAGCCAAUGCUCGAUCACAUAGCUUUUCACCAGAAGGAGUGGAGCACCUGCGGUCCCCAGAAACUUAAUGAGACUCUGGAAAAAUUGGACUCAAUCAAGGAUCAACAAAAGGCGCUGAAGGAUUACCUAUCAAGACUAGAGCAAAAGGAGGCUUCCUUGGAGACGAAACUUGAUCGCAUUGAACAACAAUUGUCAGCCCUGCAGGAGACACUGUCGAAACCUAACAACACUAAAGUAUCUCCCCUAUUUGUGCGGAUAGGACAAAGGUUAAUUUACGUCGAAAAAAGAAUUCGUCGAAGCUGGCAAGGCGCCGAAGAAACCUGCCUUCAGAUGGGCGGUCACCUAGCGACCAUCCAGGACAGUUUGGAGCUAAAUGCUAUCGGAGAACAGCUGGAGAGGAGUACCAGCUACUGGCUGGGCAUCUCCGACAUCGCCAAGGAGGGGGAGUUUGUGUCCGUAGCCUCUGGCAAACCCGCAACCUUUUUCAGGUGGAAGAGGGGACAACCCAACAACUUGAAUGGCAAUGAUCACUGUGUGGAUAUGUAUAAUAGCGAAAUGUACGAUAGCGAGUGUACUGAAACCGAAUAUUUUAUUUGCGAGGCUGUUGGUUAAGUGAAAUUAAAACAUUGUAGCUAAUAUGUUAUCAAACGAU